Molecule: messenger RNA, 666 nt
Organism: Trematosphaeria pertusa
Lineage: Eukaryota; Fungi; Ascomycota; Dothideomycetes; Pleosporales; Trematosphaeriaceae
Exons: 1
Coding region: 1-666 (221 amino acids)
Source: RefSeq, a predicted model, not a curated record
AUGGCACCUCAGCAUAUGAACAAGAAGUGGAGCAAGGAAGACGGCCAACGUCUUAUCAAAUUGCGAGACGAAGACGGCUUGAAAUGGGACCAGAUCGCAUCAGAGCUCAAUCGAGGACCCCAGCCAGUCCGCGAGCACUACAAAAAGCUCAAAGAGGAAGCACUAGUACCUCCGGACUUCCAAUGGACAGACGAACUAGACCAAAAGGUUAUCGAUGGACGUCGACAAGGCUACUUGGUCGCUCAAAUUGCGGCUGACAUAGGACUACCAAAUGGAAUCAUCAUCAGACGCACCAGACACCUACGAGACAAGGGUCUCAUACAAAAUGUACCCCGAGGUCGACCAAAGAUCACUUUCACCGAUGAGGAAGACGAGAUGAUUCUUCGGCUGUGGAUUGCUAUGACAUCCGAUUCGGAUAUCUCCGUGCUGUUAAACCUGCCUGGGAAGACUGAGAAGUCGGUGAGAGACCGGCGUAUUUUCCACACUCAAGGUGCUGGAGUGAGACCGAUGGCUUCGGAAAUGUACCUCAAGCUGCUGGCGGGGUACGGGGACAAGAAGAGGACGUGGACGGCGAACGAUGUUCUGGCUGGGAAUUUUACUUUUGGGGAGUGGAAAGAUUGGGGGAUUACUCCACUCAAAGAGGACUGCUGGAAGGGCGGAUUGUAG